Molecule: messenger RNA, 3349 nt
Organism: Rhodamnia argentea
Lineage: Eukaryota; Viridiplantae; Streptophyta; Magnoliopsida; Myrtales; Myrtaceae
Product: nodulation receptor kinase-like
Exons: 15
Coding region: 247-3024 (925 amino acids)
Biological process (GO): protein phosphorylation
Molecular function (GO): protein kinase activity; ATP binding
Source: RefSeq, a predicted model, not a curated record
ACUGACCAUGUCUGAACAAUCUUUCUGGUGACCCGAUCGAUCUGUUUUUUUCUCCCUUUCGGUUCUGGAAUUCUGAAAAGUUUGUGAAUUGGACCUAUCUCUUUAGGAACUACUAAGGGCAAGUGCAUGAAUUUGGAUCCUGGUGGAGUUGGUGGAUCAUGUGGAGCUUGAUAUGCAAAAGUUGUGAAAAGUGAGCUGAUCUUCGGAUGUUCCAAUAGAGUGGUGGAUCAUGCUUAGCAUAAAAGGAUGAUGGAGAGGUUGACCAUUUGGCCUCUGGGUUUGGUCAAUUUUGUUGCCUUUUGCUUCCUUGCAAUUGUUCAAUCAAGUUCUGCCCAAAAAGGUUUCGUGAGCUUAAGAUGCUGCGAGAAAUCAAACUUGACGGACUCGAAUGGGAUUGUUUGGACAACCGACGAUGAAUUUUUCCCGGACAGGCAAACAUGCCAGGAAAUACUUAGGCCAGUGAAGAACAGCAAGGGAAAUUACAUCCGAACCUUCGACAUAGUAGUCCCAGGGAAGGUGUGCUACCACUUGAGGACGCUCGUGCCUGGCCAGGAUUACCUUGUAAGGGCUGAUUUCUCCUAUGGCGACUCAUUGGCGCCGUCUCUGUUCGGCGUCCUAAUCGGGGUCACCCCGAUCGCUCUUGUGAGCUUGGUGAGCAAGUUGGCGGUGGAGGGGAUUUUCCGAGUGCAGAAAGGCUACGUGGACUUCUGCUUGUUGAAGGAGGAAGGUGAUCCAUACAUUUCACAGCUUGAGCUGAGGCCUUUGAACAAUGAUUCAGAUUACCUGAAUGGAGAUUCAGGUACUGUCCUCAAGGUGAUUAGGAGGGUGAACUUGGGGGGUACAGGAGGAGACAUCAGGUAUCCUGAUGACCCAAGUGACAGAAUCUGGAAACCAGAAGCAGAACCCAUUGGUGGAAUCAUCAAUGCCACCACAGAAUUCCACAACCAUACAAGAGCACCCAUCAAAGUCCUUCAGACAGCAGUGACCAGUUCAGACAGGAUGGUUCUUUUCAGCGGUGGCCUUGACAUAAUACAAUACAACUACACAAUCUUCCUCUACUUUCUGGAGCUCAACAGCAGCAUUGGGGUUGGGGAAAGAGUGUUCGACAUAUACGUCAACAGCGAGAAGACAUGGAGUGGGUUUGACAUACAGGGUCAAGGGUCUAUCUACCGGGAAGUUGCCCUGAAUGCGACGGCAAGUGGGUCUUUAAACUUGACAUUGGCUAAGGUCUCGAAUGAGUCUGUUGUCUUUGGACCCAUUUGCAAUGCCUAUGAGAUACUUCAAGUGCACUCAUGGGUCCAAGAAAGUCUGCAAGGAGAUGUGGAUGCGAUGUUGGAUAUGAGGCACGAGCUUUUGCAGAGUAAUAGCAAGAGCGAGGUGUUGGCGACUUGGUGGGGCGACCCAUGCCUUCCGAUUUAUUGGCAAGGCCUGGUUUGUGACUACAGUAACGGCUCCUCGGUUGUCACCAAGAUGGAUCUUUCUUCGAGCAAGCUCACUGGCUUUAUUCCUUCAGGCAUUGCCAAGCUAGUGUACUUGACUGAAGUGAAUCUUAGCUACAAUCUUUUUUCUGGAAAAAUUCCAUCAUUUCCGACAUCCUCCUUGUUGAGAUCACUAGACGUACGUGGAAAUGACCUUCUGAGUCCAAUUCCAGGAUCCCUGUUUUCGCUGCCAUAUUUGACAACAUUAUAUUUUGGCUGCAAUCCACAUUUUACCAAUGCUCCUCCAGCUAGCUUCAAAAACUCGAAUCUCACCACAGAUCAUGGACGAUGCACAGACCUGGAAUCGCCUAAUUCGAAAAAGGGACUUGUCAUCAUCACAGUUGCAUGUGGAUCUGUCCUUACUAUAGCUUUGGGGAUCCUCAUUUUUUGCCUUUACAGAAGAAAGUGUGCGUUCAAGAGAUAUGAUAUCAAGGGAUAUACAGUAAAGAAAAAUGCUGUGUCAUCAAUACCAAGCAAAGAAGAUUUUGUGUUGAAAUCCAUAUCCAUUCAGACAUUUACUUUGCAGUGCAUAGAGGCCACUACCCAGAAAUAUAAGACUCUUAUAGGCGAAGGAGGCUUCGGAUCUGUGUACGGUGGUACUCUGCCAGAUGGUCAAGAAGUCGCAGUAAAGGUUAGAUCAGCCACCUCAACUCAAGGAACUCGCGAGUUCGAAAAUGAGCUAAACCUUCUUUCAGCGAUUAGACAUGAAAAUCUGGUCCCUCUGCUCGGUUUUUGUUGCGAGAGCGACCAGCAAAUGCUCGUCUAUCCUUUCAUGUCCAAUGGCUCUCUGCAAGAUCGCCUUUAUGGUGAGGCCUCGAAGAGAAAGAUUUUGGAUUGGCCAACCCGACUUUCUAUUGCUCUUGGAUCUGCAAGGGGUCUGACGCAUCUCCACAAUUUCUCUGGGCGUUGCGUCAUCCACAGGGAUGUCAAAUCGAGCAACAUACUCCUGGAUCAAAGCAUGAAUGCCAAGGUAGCAGAUUUCGGCUUCUCCAAGUACGCGCCGCAAGAAGGGGAUAGCGGUGCUUCUCUUGAAGUGAGGGGGACAGCGGGAUACCUAGAUCCAGAGUACUACUCUACCCAGCAUUUAUCAGCAAAAAGUGAUGUCUUCAGCUUUGGGGUGGUUCUACUCGAAAUCAUAAGCGGUCGAGAGCCUCUAAACAUACACAGGCCGCGCAACGAAUGGAGCUUGGUUGAAUGGGCCAAACCCUACAUAAGGGAACAAAAGAUUGAUGAAAUUGUAGAUCCCAACAUAAAGGGAAUGUACCACGCAGAGGCAAUGUGGCGAGUGGUGGAAGUGGCGCUGGCCUGCAUAGAGCCCUUCUCAGCUUACCGGCCGAGCAUGGCUGACAUCGUGCGGGAGCUCGAGGACGCUCUGAUCAUAGAGAACAAUGCCUCCGAAUAUUUGAAGUCCAUCGACAGCUUCGGUGGAUCCAACCGGUUCUCAAUCAUCAUUGAGAAAAAGGCUGUUCUGUCCCCCACCCAGGAGCAAGCGGCGGAACCGUCGCCUCUUGGUUCACAACCCUUGGCUCCUCCAGAACCUAGAUAGAAAUUUUGUAACUGCUUAGAAUUUAUUCGCAACAAUGUAGAAGAGGAGCAGAUGAAAACUGAAGGGUAUGUCUCUCCAUGUUCAUGUGCAGGGGAAAAUAUCCAACCAACCCUCUUAAAGUCUAAGAAAGUUCACGUCAAGUACUUUGUAAUGGAUCAACUCCAUUCCUUGUCAGUAUUUUGGUAUAGCAAUGAAGAAUUUUUCCUGUAAUCGUACUUCAGACACAAUUCCCCAUUAUCCGCCAAUAAGAUGACUGAACAUAACUGAAACGACCUAUCUUGGACGAAUGUAUUGUAAGCCUUUGUCUUUAAUGAUGAUAAUAGAU